Molecule: messenger RNA, 1200 nt
Organism: Trichogramma pretiosum
Lineage: Eukaryota; Metazoa; Arthropoda; Insecta; Hymenoptera; Trichogrammatidae
Product: ankyrin-1-like
Exons: 2
Coding region: 103-1185 (360 amino acids)
Molecular function (GO): protein binding
Source: RefSeq, a predicted model, not a curated record
CGUCGCAAAGAGAGCAGUAUACUAGAAAGCUAGUAUCGACCGAACCGAGUGAUUUUUGUGAAAAAAAUCCCGUGUUCGCGCGCGGACAAACGAGAGAUAGUCAUGUCGUCCGACGACGUAUCCGAAAAAAGUAUCCACGUCGAUGGAAAAAAAUUGCAAGAACUCGAGAGCCUGCGCGAAACGAUCGCUAAUUGGCAGUCCCAGAGGCAGCGACGCCAAUUCAUCCGUCGACUUUGGCCUCUGAUCGAGAAUUGGAAUAGCGGACUACCGGACCUCCGAAACGUCUUUCGAAGGGAAGAAGUGGAUCUUCUUCUCCAGGACGCCGUGUACUGCAUGGGCGGCAAACAGAGAUAUCGUCCAGGUGCCGGAUUCAUCGAGUUCGUGGCUCGCGCGGGCUACAAGGACGAGCCCGAGCUUGACAAAGACAGCGGCGAGCCAGUCAGGAAUCGCACCACCGCGAUACAUCGCGCGUCUCUGCGCAGGUUGCCCAACAAGAUCGUCGUGCUCCGCGAGCUCUUCAAAAUAUACGACAGCUACGAUCACACGGACAAGUACGGUCUCACGCACUUCCACGCGGCCUGCAGGCACGGCCUCGUCGACGUGGUCGAGAAAUUUCUGGAGCGCGGCCGCAACGCCGAUUACCUCGGGCCAGGAACCAGGGAUUCGCCGCUGCACUUGGCACUGAGACACGAUCACAGGGACAUGGUCGCGAUGCUGCUGAGGUGGCGCGUGAAUCCCAACGUAGUCGGCAAUUGCCGAGCGACUCCUCUGCACGUCGUUGCCAAAAGUUGCUUCGACGCGGCGGACUUCGCGAGGGAAUUCUUCGAGAUCUACGACGGCACGGAGCAGAAGCUGCUGGUCGACAUACGCGACGAGUUCGGCCGGACACCGUUGCACUUGGCUCUCCAGCGGAAGAACAGGCGGAUGGCCAAAUUGCUGCUGCGCAGAGGCGCCGAUCCGUCUCUGGCCUCCAAGGCCGGAACCACGCCUCUGCACAUCGUCUGCGUGAACAGCUACGACGACGACGGCUUCAGGGACGAAUUCUUCGAGAUCGUCGAACGCGGCCAACCGCGACGGACGCACCGUUCUGCACGCGUUAUGCGACGGGAAUCGCGACGAGGUGGAACUGCUGGGUCGAUUGUUCGAGCUCAGCCGCUACGGGGUGCGGAUAGACGCCAGGGAUAGGUUCGGCAAUACGGC